This is a messenger RNA of Parathielavia appendiculata, 1407 nucleotides long. RefSeq names its product MFS general substrate transporter. Lineage: Eukaryota; Fungi; Ascomycota; Sordariomycetes; Sordariales; Chaetomiaceae. Gene Ontology annotation, cellular component: membrane. The record is from RefSeq and is a predicted model, not a curated record. Gene Ontology annotation, biological process: transmembrane transport. Gene Ontology annotation, molecular function: transmembrane transporter activity. Bases 1 to 1407 code for a protein of 468 amino acids. The transcript has 4 exons.
AUGGGAUCUGAAUCCGACAUUACGGCGACUGAACUGCGUCGCCUCGACGGCUCGCCGCGCACCGCCAGCCUUGAGCUGCGCGUUGAAGAUGGCAACGGCCAUGAGAUGCCCAGUCUGCCUCCGGUCGACCGCGGCAAGGACGCCUGGCUUUUCCUCGCAGCAUGCUUCAUGCUUGAGGGCUUAGUCUGGGGUUUCGGCUACUCCUUUGGCGUCUUCCAGAGCUACUACAGCAACCAUCCGGCCUUCGCGGGAGAAAGCAACAUAGCCGUUAUCGGAACCUGCGCCUUGGGGAUAAUGUACCUCGACACGCCGGUAAUCAUGUACCUCCACCGACGCUUCCCGCGACCUGCCCGGUACGCCACCAUCGUCGGCCUGCUAAUCAUGUGCCUGGCGCUCGCCCUGUCGUCCUUCUCGACGACCGUCACGCACCUGAUCGUGACCCAGGGUAUCUUCUACGCCCUGGGCGGCUCCAUCGCCUACUCGUCCUGCAUCAUCUACCUGGAAGAAUGGUUCUCGGCCCGCCGGGGACUCGCCUUCGGCAUCAUGUGGAGCGCCACGGGCCUGUCGGGCGUCGUGCUGCCCGUCCUGCUCGAGUGGCUGCUCUCGACACGCGGCCACGAGACGACCCUGCGCGUCUUUGCCUGCCUCGUCUUUGCCCUCACCGCGCCGCUGGCCUACUUUGUGAAGCCCCGCCUGCCCGUCGCACGCUGGCGCAAGGGGGCCGGCGCGGCCCCCACGCGCGCCAGGCCGUUCUCGUUGCGCUUUGUCGUCGAGAGGCCGUUUGUCAUGUACCAGGCCUUCAACGUGCUCGAGGCGGUCGGAUUCUUCUUGCCGGGUAUCUAUCUGCCGUCGUAUGCGCGGUCGGUGCUGCAGGCCGGGCCGUGGCCAUCGGUGGUGGCCAUGAUGCUGGUCAAUGUCGCCAGCGUGUUUGGGUGCGUCGCCAUGGGGUCGCUGAUUGAUCGGCUCGAGGUGACAAAGUGCUUCUUGGUGUCGACGGUUGGCGCGACGUUGGGGACCUUCUUAUUGUGGGGAUUGUCGGUCAACCUGCCGGUGCUGUAUCUGUUUUGCAUCGUGUAUGGCUUGUUUGCCGGGUCGUAUACGAGUGCUUGGCCGGGUGUGAUGAAAGAGAUCACCAAGGCGCCAGCGGAUGGAUCCGAUGACGAGAGGGGCAACGAGCACGGAAAUUUGGCCGACCCGAGCAUGGUGUUUGCCUUUCUGGCCAUGGGCCGCGGAAUCGGAAAUGUCGUCUCGGGCCCGUUGAGCGAGGCGCUAGCCCACGCCAUGCCAUGGAAAGGACAGGCUUUUGGCGGGUAUGGGAGCGGCUACGGGGGACUGAUCGCAUUUACAGGAGCGACUGCCGCCUUCGGCGGUGGCAGUUAUCUCUGGAAGAGGUUAGGUUGGCUGUGA